Molecule: messenger RNA, 870 nt
Organism: Serinus canaria (Common canary)
Lineage: Eukaryota; Metazoa; Chordata; Aves; Passeriformes; Fringillidae
Gene: FLT3LG
Product: fms related receptor tyrosine kinase 3 ligand
Exons: 4
Coding region: 53-688 (211 amino acids)
Biological process (GO): positive regulation of cell population proliferation
Cellular component (GO): membrane; cell surface
Molecular function (GO): receptor tyrosine kinase binding; cytokine activity
Source: RefSeq, a predicted model, not a curated record
CGCCUGCUCUGAUCUCUGGGGGCUUCACUUUGGGGCGCUGGCUCUGCAGCGGAUGCUGGGGGUGGCAGGGAAGGAUUUGGCCCCCCUGCUCAGGACCCUCCUUGCCCAGCUCCACUUCGUGGCCGAGUGUCACAUCCAGGACCCCCAGGGCUGUGUCCGCUUGGAGAGGGUGAAUGUGUCACAGCUACUGGAGACCCUGGCGCAGCACCUGGGGGGGCUGCAAGGGAGACCCCCCCACUUCCCUGGCUGUGCCCACUUGCGCUGCCGCCCAGGCCCGGCGCUGAGCAGCCCAGCCGUGCGGCACGAGGGGACCUUGGGGGCCAGGCAGGGCCCCCCCAGCCCCGCUGGACAUGGGCUGGUGCUGCUGGGGGGAGUUGGGGGGGCCCUGGGCCUGGUGGUGGCGGUCUGGGCACUGUGGAGGAGACCCUGUGCCCAGGUGGGGACACUGGGGGCAUUGGAGGGCACUGGGGACACUGGAGAGGGUGGCGAGGGCAUGGGGGGCGCUGGGUGUGCUGUGUGUGUUGGGGACACUGGGGACACGGUGGGUGCUGGCUGUCCUGGGGACGCUGGGAGCACUGGUGGCUGUCUUUGGGUCACUGGGAGCACUGGGGGGCGCUGGGAGGUCAUUCCCCUCAGCCCCCCCCAGCCCUCACAGGGACCCCCGAGACUGGAGCAAGAUGGGACCUGAGCAGCCGAGCGGUACCUGGGGACAGACACAGGCUGGCCUGAGCCACUGGUGAGAGACGGGGACCCCCCAGCUCCCUGCUGGAAGCCCCUGGGGGCUACACCGGGAUCUCCCAGAGCCACGGAGAGACGAGGGGGCCCAGCCUGGCCCCGUGCAGUGCCCAUAAAGCUGAUGUUGACACCCCG